CAGCCACACAAACACACUCCACACACCACCACCACCACCGCCACCACCACCACACAGACACUCUGACUGCUGCCAGGCGCAGUGGGAAGCAAAGCCGUCAGGGAGAGAGCUUGAGAAGAAAAGAGAGGGAUCGCAGAGGGGAAGAGAAGAAAAGAGUUGGAGGAGGCACCUUGUGGAUCAGAGGGGAUUUUCCUCCUGUGCUCUUCUGGAUAGGACUAUCUGCUUCUUCUUGAGCGAGAGGAGUUUUAACAGAGGCUUUUUUCAUCCUCCAACGCCGGGCUCCAGCAAUAUCUACCUAUCUAUCCCCGGAGCUUAACAAAACAGGGAGGGAGUGAGAGAGAGAGUGAGAAUAAAGGCAGUCACAGCUUCAGCUCAAGACCACCCUCUCUCCUCGUCCUCGCCCUCCUCCUCCUCCUCCUCUUCUCUCUCUUUAGCUCCACAUCAAUGCGUGAGUUCAUCGCUGAUUUCACUGUCUUUUGGGGAUAGAGCAGAGGACAGCGUGUGUUCUCCAGGAUACAGCCGAGAUCCCCGGUGGGAUCAGGGUCUCGUCUGGUGUGUGUGUGUGUGUGUGUGAGAGAGAGAGAGAGAGGGAGCGAGAAACGAGACAGGGAAACUGAUACACAGGAAGAGGGGAAGAGACGGAGAGAGACAAGAGUAAGCAAAUUGAGGGGCAUGUUCAGGGCAGCAGAGAAAAAGAGUCAGUCUGAUUUUUAGAGCGGAGAGUGCAAGGAACCGGCAAUCGGAUCCCAUCCACUCCUCCUCCUCCUCCUCCUCCUCCUCCUCCUCCUCAUCGUCCUUUUCUUCUUCCCUCUCCUUUAACCCUCUUUCUGUCCUGGUCUUCGAUUCCCCCUAUUGUUCCCGAGGUUGCCUCCUACUAACCUUUUUGAUAUCUUCCUAUCCUCACCUACUUCUCCCCAAACCCUUUUUUUUUUUUAAAUAUUUUGCUGCCACUCCGGAUUCUCUCUGUCUCUCUUUCUGGACCGGUCUCUUCUUUGUGAGGUUCCCUGUGAGCUCCCAGACAAGAAGACUGACUCAAAUCCCAAGAGCUAUCUGUCCUCCCAUCCCUCCCUUCAUCUGUGCGUUUAUCACACACACACACACACACCUGAGUAAGAGGAGAACGUACUCGCUCCGCAUCCUCCACUCUCGGAAGCAGACGUCUGAAGGAUCCAGACCGGCCCCCCUCAGAGUAAACGUAUCCUCAACCUGCGAGCUUCUCUCUCCAGCCUCCGGGACCUUCAAUUGGAUUCCAGCUACAUGGGAAAACGUUUGGAGCAGCAGCCAAUGUACCCCCACUACACCUACUACUACCCCCACUAUCUCCAGACCAAGCAGUCCUAUGCACCUCCCCCUCCGCCCAUGGCUCCGCCCAGCCCUGGCAACACAGGAGGAGGUGGAGGUGGAGGAGGCGGAAGUCAUGGAGGAGGGCUAGUGGAGCAGCUUAGUAAGACCAACCUGUACAUCCGAGGCCUGCCGCCUGCCACCACCGACCAGGACCUCAUCAAACUCUGCCAGCCAUAUGGGAAGAUUGUGUCAACGAAGGCCAUCCUGGACAAGAACACCAACCAAUGCAAAGGCUAUGGCUUUGUGGACUUUGACAGCCCUGCAGCAGCCCAGAAAGCUGUGGCCUCGCUCAAAGCCAGUGGAGUCCAGGCACAGAUGGCAAAGCAACAGGAGCAGGACCCCACCAACCUGUACAUCUCAAACCUGCCGCUCUCCAUGGAUGAGCAGGAGCUGGAGAACAUGCUGAAGCCCUUCGGUCAUGUAAUCUCCACACGGAUACUGAGGGACGCCAACGGCCUGAGCAGAGGAGUCGGUUUUGCAAGGAUGGAGUCCACAGAGAAGUGUGAUGUGGUGAUUCAAAAUUUCAACGGGAAAUUCUUGAAAACCCCUCCAGGCAUGACAGCCCCUGCAGAGCCUUUGCUGUGCAAGUUUGCUGACGGAGGCCAGAAGAAGAGACAAACCCAAGUGAAGUAUCCCCAGAAUGGCCGACCGUGGACACGGGAAGGAGAGAGUGGUAUGGCGUUGACGUAUGAUCCCACUGCGAUGCAGAAUGGGUUUUACUCGUCACCAUACAGCAUCUCCACCAAUCGGAUGAUUGCACAGACGUCAAUCACACCCUUCAUCGCUGCCUCCCCCGUCUCCACAUAUCAGGUCCAGAGUACAUCAUGGAUGCCACAUCAACAGUAUGUUAUGCAACCUACAGGCGCUGUGAUCAGCCCAGCAGCGGCUAUAGAGCCCAGUUUGUCUCUUCACCCCUCCAGUGUGAUGGCUCCUCUCACCCAGCAGAUGAACCACCUGUCUAUGGGCACCACAGGCACUUACAUGCCUGCUGCAGCGGCUGCUACUAUGCAAGGAACCUACAUUCCCCAGUACACUGCAGUGCCUGCCUCUGCCAUCACAGUGGAAAGUGUGGUGACAGACCCAUCUUCACAGACAGCUGCCCCCUCCUCCCAGGACGCCAGCGGGCAGCAACCUUUAUCAGUGGAGAAUACAGGAGAUCAUUCCACAGCCUACUCUUACCAGCAGUCUAAAUAACAAGAUUGGUAGGAAUCAUUGCUGCAUUGCCUUUAGAAGGACUACACUGAGGCGCUGGAGACAAAGAGAGAUUCAAAAUGAAACGGGGACAAAAAAAAAAGAGGUGAUAUGGGCAACAUUGAGGGGAGAAUGCUUCCACUGUGCACAGGCACCAAAUAAAAGACAAAAUGAAAAAAAAAAAUCUAUUAUAUUUCUUACCUGGUUGAACCAAGAAAAAGACAGGAAACAAAGAAAUGAUGGUUUGCUGAACUCGAGGACAAAUGAAAUUAAAUGCAGUCUGCAUCUUUGAGUCCAUCAUUUCUCACUGUGAGACUGGACUCUGCCUCCAAAGGAAAACGAGAAGACAGACUGAAAUCUAAACUCAACCAACAAGCUGUACAGAAAAAAAAAAGAACAUUUGAAUGUGCAGGUAGAUUUUCAGGCUUUUUUAUCAAAAAAAGGAAGGAAACAAAGUCUAGAAAAAAACGGUUGUCUUCCUUUGAUAUUAAGCUACAUUCUUUUCAUUAUUUUUAUUAUUUGAGUAGUUUUCUAGAAUAUCAAUGUUUUCGUAAAUCUUUAUUGCCUUAAUUUUCUCAAACUUUGGGAAAAAAAGUUUCCAUAGUGUUGAAUUAUUAAAAAAAGUGGUUGAAUGAUUUGAGAUUAAAUCUACAAAGCUAUUUGUACAGGAUAAAAAAAAAAGGUUGUAAUUGUAUGAAGAUGAUUUUAAAUUAUGUGGUGCAGUGCAGCUGAUGUUGGUUGGUGGGAAAAAAUUAUCUUCUUUAAUGCGAAGAAGGGUCAAUCCACUUCUUCCUGGAAAAUGCUCAAUCAUGGGAUAAAAGUUCUGUUUUUUCAUCACAUUUGUAUUUUUUGAUUUUUGAUUGCAGUCGUAUAACCUUCAAAAGGGUUUUGCUUUGCCUGCUUUGCUUGUCUCACUGCAAAAAGAAAAGUAAAAAAGGAACAUUUCUGACAUUGACAAAAAGCAGAAAUAAACGCUAGGAUUUUUAAAUGUGCAAAAAGCAAUAGUUUUAGUAAAACUGUUGACAGUUUCUUGAGUCUUUCUUAACCGUUGCCAUCAGGUGGCAUAUUUUAUACCAAAGAUGAAGAAACUAGGUAGUGAAGAGAUCUUCCUUAUGUUGCUUUUUCUUUAUUUGUUCACCUCUGAAACUGAUAUUUGUAUUGAUUGUCAUGCUGUUGGCAUGUGAGCUAAUAUAUCAGUGACUGAGAACAUGGAGUAGGUUUUAAACACGACUGCCUCAACCAGAAGAGUUGGCUCUGAGAUGUUUUGUUUGUCAUGUGAUCAAACGUGGGGAUGAUCUAUAGUGGUCGCUGUAACAUCUGUUGAGGGACCAGACACCCUUUGUGGUGUGAAAAUAGUGGAGGAGGUAGGUAUAUUAUUGAUGGUUCACAAUACUUCAGUGGUAAAGGGGUUGAAAACGCAUUAUAUCCUGUGGAGUAUCGGUGUGUACUUUUCAAACCUAUGUAUACACCUAACAACUCCCUCUUCAGUCUGCAUUGACCAAACACAAAUACAGAUGCUGUAGCUCAUUCUGAUGGCCAGCCAAAAUGUUCUUAUUUUGAAAUGAUUAGUCUUUGUCCAUAAGACAAACUGUUUUACGCCACUGUCUUGCCAAACACAAGCCAUUUAAAAUGUGAGCAGGGCGAUGAUCUAUGUCAGAGGAAAGGGCAUUUCUGUUGAACAAAGUCAUUUCAGCUUAUGUAUAUUCUAAAAAGACGAGGAGAUAUGUUGUUCUUUUGUUUUUGUGUUGCCUUUUUUUGUCUUUUUUGAGAAUUGAUUAUGAAGUGUGAGCUGCUAAAUACUUUUCAUUAAUGAGGAUUGAGAAGGUCUUGUGUUCGGUGGGUGUGGAAAGAGGUACACCUUCAGAAUGACAGCUUUUGACUGUUUGAAGCCAAGAUACUGUUUAGACAGUUAGGUGUUAGGCUUAACUUCACUGCUUAAAAAGCAUCCUGCAAAUCUUGUGCCUCUUUUCAAGUGACAGAAAAGACAUAUUCCUGCUUGCAGGCAUCAAAAAAAUAAUACUUUCUUUUUUGGUAAGAUCUGGUAAUAAGAAUCUGCAUUAUUUGUUAUGAGUAACAGGGAACAAAACCUCCUCUAUGGACUUUAACUGGCUGUCACAGGCUCUGAGGUCACACCCUUGAAGCCCCACCUACUAGACCAUCAGCCACAAAAAGAAGCUAAUGGUUACAAAGGAACAGACGGACACCGUGUGGUUGCACCAAAUUCAAGCAGAUACAAACCUCUAUGGGAAAAUAAAUUAUUGAGAGAGUAGAGAAAGCGGGAAAAAAGUACUAUUUAUGAGAUCUUUUUUGUACAGGUGUGUAAAAGAAGAUGCAACAGAAAUAACUUUGAUGAUGCUAUUUUUUUAUUUGCUUGGUCACAUGCCUACCAUGUCUUUCAAAUUGUGAUUCUGAGAGUGUCUGUAGAACCAGUGGAUAUUGCUGUAGUUUCAAAUGUCUCUUUUCUUUUUGUUUUCUUUUUAGACAAGUCUUUCAAUAAUAAAAGGUUUUAAA
Molecule: messenger RNA, 5046 nt
Organism: Anoplopoma fimbria (sablefish)
Lineage: Eukaryota; Metazoa; Chordata; Actinopteri; Perciformes; Anoplopomatidae
Product: RNA-binding motif, single-stranded-interacting protein 3-like
Exons: 14
Coding region: 1258-2538 (426 amino acids)
Cellular component (GO): cytosol; nucleus; ribonucleoprotein complex
Molecular function (GO): mRNA 3'-UTR binding; poly(A) binding; poly(U) RNA binding
Source: RefSeq, a predicted model, not a curated record